CGACGGCGCGAGGCCGGCCCCGCCUCCUGGCGCCUGCGGCUCAGCUGAGCGCACAAGAUGGCGCCGGAGCCGCCUCUCAGCGCCGCCGAGGCGUACCGGCCCAACCGCUUCGUCUCGCUGCCGGCCGAGCUCGACCCGGACACCUAUGACGCGUCGCCGGAGAAGCGCCGCGCGGAGGCCGAGCGCCUGGCCAUCCGCGCCCGCCUGAAGCGGCAGUACCAGCUGCAGCUCAACAACCCCAACCCGCCCGCCAUCAUCGAAGAUCCCGCCUUGCUCCGCUGGGCCUACGCGAGGACGCAGAAUGUGUACCCUACUUUCCGCCCGACGCCCAAGACGUCCUUUCUAGGGGCUCUUUUUGCCUUGGGCCCUCUCAUCUUCUGGGCCACUGUCUUUAAAGUGCAUAGGGAUCAUAAAGAGAAGCUUAUCCAAGAGGGUAAAUACAAGCGACCAUUCAGUGUAUUUUAAGUUCCUGGAAUUGCACUGCUGUUCACAGGAUAGAAAUAAAAUAAGAUGUAUUAUGUGCUGACGUUUCUCCUUUAUAAGAAUAAAACUUAAUUGCUCGUU
Columba livia (rock pigeon) is the source of this 564-nucleotide messenger RNA. It is a transcript of the gene NDUFB4, whose product is annotated as NADH:ubiquinone oxidoreductase subunit B4. The coding region runs from base 58 to 465 and encodes 135 amino acids. The transcript has 3 exons. Lineage: Eukaryota; Metazoa; Chordata; Aves; Columbiformes; Columbidae. The record is from RefSeq and is a predicted model, not a curated record. Gene Ontology annotation, cellular component: mitochondrion.